Molecule: messenger RNA, 1423 nt
Organism: Plectropomus leopardus (leopard coralgrouper)
Lineage: Eukaryota; Metazoa; Chordata; Actinopteri; Perciformes; Serranidae
Product: protocadherin beta-16-like
Biological process (GO): homophilic cell-cell adhesion
Cellular component (GO): plasma membrane
Molecular function (GO): calcium ion binding
Source: RefSeq, a predicted model, not a curated record
UAUUUCGAAGACAAGAAACACGAUUAUAACUCUCAUAUGGAACAUUUUUGAAUAUUGGGACUUUAUCGCUUUGGAUUAUUUCUCUACAUCUACAGUAUUUGUCGAAUUUAAUAUGUCGGACAGAACAAUGAGACGGCAAGUACUGUUGUUUAUGUCGCUUUUUUCUCUCAGCUCAGUACUCGGUCAGGUCACUUACUCCAUUCCUGAAGAAAUGUCGAAAGGAUCUCUAGUUGGUAACAUAGCGCAGGAUUUAGGGCUGGACGUGAAAAGAUUGAAGUCGGGUAAAGCUCGCAUAUAUACAGGGGACAAUGCAGAGUACGUCGAGCUGAAUAAAGACAGAGGAGUCCUGCUUGUGAAGGAGAGAAUCGACAGAGAGGCGCUCUGUGGACAGACAACACCUUGUGCUUUACAUCUUCAAAUUACAUUGGAAGACCCGAUUGAAUUUUUCACUGUUACAGUCGAAAUUAAUGACAUUAACGAUAAUGCACCCAACUUCAAAAAGGAGGAGAUGAAAUUUAGGAUCAGUGAGUCGGCUGUGAUUGGAGCAAAAUUUGUGCUAGAAAGGGCUAUGGAUCUAGAUGUCGGUGUGAACGGAUUGCAGGGCUAUUCGCUAAAACCUACAGAAAAUUUUCAUCUGAAACUCCAUAAUCAACAAGAUGGGAGCAAAAAGGUGGAGAUGAUUUUGCAAAAACAUUUAGACAGAGAGGCGCAGGAACACCUCUCUUUAAUUCUCACAGCUACUGAUGGCGGGGAUCCUCAGCUGUCGGGGACAAUGCAAAUAGAAAUUUCAGUACUUGACGUUAAUGACAAUGCCCCUGUAUUUACGCAGGAAACAUAUAGGGUUACUAUAAUGGAGACUGCCCCGAAGGGCACAAUUUUGACUACUGUUAGUGCUGUAGAUGCAGAUCAGGGAUCAAAUGGAAAGGUGACAUAUUCAAUAACAAACACGUUAGAUGAUGUCCCUGUUAUGUUUCAGAUCGACGAAGAAAACGGAGUGGUCGCUUUAACUGGAGACCUGGAUUAUGAAAAAGCGCAGCACUAUGAAAUACAUGUACAAGCUAGUGAUGAUGGAGGACUAACAGAUUCAUGUAAAAUUAUUGUCGAGGUGACCGAUACGAACGAUAAUCACCCAUCUAUUAAUAUAAUGUCUAAAACUAAUUUAAUAUCAGAAAAUUCUAAGCCAGGGACUGUGGUAACUAUAUUUAAUGUUCAAGAUCCUGACUCUGGAGAAAACGGUAAAGUCACGUGUAAUAUCGACGAGCAAAUGCCAUUUCUGAUGAAAGCAACGUCAAAAAAAUUCUUUAGCCUCGUGACAGACAAUGAUUUAGACAGAGAGAGAGCCUCUAACUAUAAUGUAACAGUGACGUGCUCUGAUGAGGGAGUGCCCUCCCUCUCCAGCAGCGUCACUCUCACCUUACAGAUC